AUGGAUCUCGAGCCUGGCACCAUGGACUCCGUGCGAUCGGGACCUUUUGGACAAAUCUUUCGCCCGGAUAACUUCGUCUUCGGGCAAACCGGAGCCGGGAACAACUGGGCCAAGGGUCACUACACCGAAGGCGCCGAGCUCAUCGACGGUGUCCUCGACGUCGUUCGCAAGGAGGCUGAGUCGUGCGACUGCCUCCAAGGUUUCCAAGUGUGCCAGUCCCUCGGUGGUGGUACCGGUUCCGGUAUGGGUACGCUUCUGAUCUCCAAAAUUCGGGAAGAGUACCCGGAUCGCAUGAUGCUCACCUUCUCCGUCGUGCCAUCACCAAAGGUGUCCGACACCGUCGUUGAGCCGUACAACGCAACGCUCUCGGUGCACCAGCUCGUCGAAAACGCGGACGAAUGUAUGAUUCUUGACAACGAAGCGCUUUACGACAUCUGCUUCCGCACGCUGAAACUCACGACUCCGACGUUCGGUGACUUGAACCACUUGAUCUCCGCGGUGAUGUCCGGCAUCACGUGCUGCUUGCGCUUCCCGGGUCAGCUCAACGCGGACUUGCGCAAGCUCGCGGUGAACUUGGUGCCGUUCCCGCGUUUGCACUUCUUCAUGGUUGGCUUCACGCCGCUUACUUCACGCGGAUCUCAACAGUACCGCGCGCUGACGGUUCCGGAGUUGACGCAGCAAAUGUGGGACGCGAAGAACAUGAUGUGCGCCGCCGAUCCGCGUCACGGCCGCUACCUCACCGCCUCCGCGCUCUUCCGUGGUCGCAUGUCCACCAAGGAGGUCGACGAACAGCUCUUGAACUGCCAAAACAAGAACUCGUCGUACUUCGUCGAGUGGAUUCCGAACAACGUGAAGAGUUCGGUAUGCGACAUCCCUCCGAAGGGUCUCAAGAUGUCCGCGACGUUUGUUGGCAACUCAACGGCGAUUCAAGAAAUGUUCAAGCGAGUCAGCGAGGCGUUCACCGCCAUGUUCCGACGCAAGGCUUUCUUGCACUGGUACACGGGCGAGGGUAUGGACGAGAUGGAGUUCACCGAGGCCGAAUCGAACAUGAACGAUUUGGUGUCCGAGUACCAGCAGUACCAAGAUGCGAGCGCGGAGGAAGAAGGUGAAUUCGACGAAGAGGACGCCGAGGAAGCUUUCUAA
Ostreococcus tauri is the source of this 1143-nucleotide messenger RNA. Its product is annotated as Tubulin/FtsZ, 2-layer sandwich domain. The transcript has a single exon. The coding region runs from base 1 to 1143 and encodes 380 amino acids. Gene Ontology annotation, molecular function: GTP binding; structural constituent of cytoskeleton; GTPase activity. Gene Ontology annotation, cellular component: microtubule; cytoplasm. Lineage: Eukaryota; Viridiplantae; Chlorophyta; Mamiellophyceae; Mamiellales; Bathycoccaceae. The record is from RefSeq and is a predicted model, not a curated record. Gene Ontology annotation, biological process: microtubule cytoskeleton organization; mitotic cell cycle.